GUCAUUCAUAAAUAAGAAGUGUCCGAAUUCAACCCCGCACAUGCUCCCGCAAUGUGACUUCUGUCUUCAUUCUGCUCUUUUCACCCGCCCUCACUUGACCGUCUCCCAUAAUCAUGCAAGUAAAAGGAAAUAAUGGCCUAAAGGCCCUUAUCGAGAAGUACCGACCAGACCUAAAGACAUUUGAAGAGGUCUAUCGCCAGUUGCACAGCUCCCCCGAGCUAGCCUUUCAAGAAGAGAACACAUCGGCUAUUGCUGCAGAUCAUCUCAAAAAGUUGGGGUUUGAGGUUCACACACACAUUGGUGGAUAUGGAGUUGCCGGCAUUCUCCAUAAUGGCGAUGGGCCAACCGUUCUGCUGCGAGCCGACAUGGAUGCGCUACCUCUAGAGGAAAAGACUGGCUUGCCGUACGCUAGCAACAAAAUCGUCAAAGAUAAAGACGGAGUGGAAAGACCGGCAAUGCAUGCCUGUGGUCACGAUACACACGUCGCGAGUCUCAUGGCGAGUGCUGAACUUUUACAUUCCGCCCGGGAUCACUGGUCCGGUACCUUGAUCUGCAUUUUCCAACCGGCAGAGGAGCUACUGUCCGGCGCAAAAGCGAUGAUCGAAGAUGGGCUGUACGAGAAGAUCCCCAAACCAGACGUUGUCCUGUCGCAGCACGUCAUGAAGAUGAAAACUGGCACAGUCAGUAUUCGUUCAGGUCGGCUGCUCACGGCUGCUGAUUCGUUCGAUGUGCGCAUCUAUGGGCGCGGUGGACACGGCUCGGCUCCUCAGACAUGCAUCGAUCCCAUCGUUAUCGGUGCAACAAUUGUAACGCGUCUGCAAAGUAUCGUCAGCCGCGAAGUGAUGCCAGGUGAACUGGCUGUUGUCAGUGUUGGAAGCAUCCAAGCCGGCCAUGUAGCGAACAUUAUCCCCGAUCAGCUGGAUCUCAAGCUUAAUGUUCGGACAUACGAUCCCAAGGUCCGCGACCGCGUUAUAUCCUCCGUGAAGAGAAUUAUCGAAGCAGAAUGUUUAGCAGGAGGUGCCGUCGAGAAACCUCUUGUUAAGCAGAUACUUUCUGCUCCCGCGACUAUCAACGAUGAGGCUACGGUCAAGGCUCUCCAAAAUACAUUUAGAUCAUAUUUCGGAGAAAACCUGGUGGAAUCAGAUCCAGCGACUGCAAGUGAAGACUUCUCUCUUCUUGCGACGGCGGUAGGAGCACCGUAUGUGAUGUGGACAUAUGGUGGAGUUGACCCUAAAACAUGGGAUGAUGCUGUGGAGCAGGGUACCACUGAUCAGCUACCUAGUAAUCACUCCCCAUAUUUUGCUCCGGUGAUUCAACCGACUCUUGGUACUGCAAUUGAUGGGAUCGCUCUUGGAGCACUGACUUUCCUGAAGAGGAACUAAGAGUAUGGCAAUGCCACACUGAAAGCAAAUCAGUGCAGGUUACACGAUGAUUGCGGCUGUUACUUCUAGAUUUGAGCGCUUUUUUUUAUUCUCCUGUAUAUAGUCGCUGCAAUGUCCUUCCAAGGCUGUUGAACCGCCAAUUACCGGCUUGUCUAAGAAGCCAUCAGUUCCAACAACUCGUCCAAAAGCCCUACUCUAGAAGCAAGACAGGCAUAUCCUGCAUCCAAGAAAUCUGUCAUUAUAUAGAACUAACUUUUUAAAUAUGAAUCUUAA
Aspergillus caelatus is the source of this 1655-nucleotide messenger RNA. RefSeq names its product putative zinc metallopeptidase. Lineage: Eukaryota; Fungi; Ascomycota; Eurotiomycetes; Eurotiales; Aspergillaceae. The record is from RefSeq and is a predicted model, not a curated record. Gene Ontology annotation, molecular function: hydrolase activity. The transcript has 2 exons. Bases 114 to 1382 code for a protein of 422 amino acids.